GGAUCUUGAAAACUAGUUCCUAGCUACCCUAAAUGAGGGGUGGGCUCUCGGUUUGGCAGACAGGAUGGGGGGACCCUUGUUCACUCAGGGUUACCCUAAGUGCCACCUCACCACGGGAGCCAGUGACCUUGAUUUGGAGGAAAGCAUGGGGACAGCCCCACAGAGAAAUCUUUAGACUCCUCCGGAAAACUAGUAUAAACAAAGGGCGGCCUUAACUUCUGCCUAACUCCGGUGAUCCGCUGAGCUCCAUCCCCUGGCACCCGCCGGGCGGCUGGCCAGGCUGGGCGCAAACUCUGGGCGGGUAGCUAGGUUGUCCCCGGGGCGGUCGGGGAGAAACAGCUCCAGGAGGCUGGGGGUGGGGAGGCUGAGGUCCUGGUUCCUCCAGCCCCUUCCGCUGCCCCUCCUCUUGCUCCGCCACUCCUCUGCGAUGGCCCGGGAGGGCGCCCCGCCGGCGUUUCCCUCUUCCACGCAAAGCAGUGCGCUCCCGCUCCAAGCUGCGCACAUCGCUCUCCCCAGAUCGCGACCCCGUGUCGGGCAGGCAAGGGGCGAGGCCUGCGGACCUCACUCUCACCCACCCGGAUCCCGGGCUGGAAGUCCCUCCCCGAAGUCUUCCGCAGGCCCAAGAGGGGAAGGGUGGAGGACGGCCUCACCUCUCAGAGGGAUGGAGGGGAUGGAGGCCGAAGCUGCCCGCCACAGCCCUCCAAAAUCCAAGCCUUGGAGCAGAACAGCCAGCCCCAUGCAGGUAACAUCAGCUGUACCACAGCUGGAUAAUGGAGCCCUCCCAAGACCCUGGCCAUGCCCUCAGGAAGACAGAACUCCCACCUGGAUGAGUCCUCAGCCUCCCAGAACACAGGAGCUGCAAAAGCCCUCUGUUCUGGAGUCUAAAGUGAGAGCUUUGAAGGAGAUGACAGCAAAUAAACAGGGGGACAGCCCCUGCCCCCUUUCCCAUGAGUGUUCAUCCCCUAAGAAAUCCAAAUGCCCACAAGGCAAGGCCAGGGGAGUCCAGAGCCUUCCCGAAGGCUCUCCCUUGCCAGAUGCUGUGCUGGUCCCCCAUGCCGAGAACCCCAGUGAUGGGCAGCUUGACAGCAGUGUCAAUGAAAACCAACCCACCAGGAAUGGGGUGCUUAGGCCAUCCAGGUCACUCACCCCUGGGCUUGAGUGCCAGAAUGGGCAGAGUCCGUGGCCUCCAGAAGCAGUAUGGAUGUUGUGUGAACAUGAGAAGAGUCUGCUUUCAGGGCCCAGCUCUUUGCAAGAGAGCCUCAUCCACAGAACUACUCCAGCUCAGCCAGAAGGGUCUAGUCCUUGUAAAGUCUCCUGCAUACCCAACCUGACAAAAGGAAGGGUGCACCACCUGGAAGACCAUCUGUCUAUGGCACUAGAUCUGGACAGCACACCUUUGACCUCUGAGAAGGACUUAAACCUCAGGACAGUCCCACAGGGGACACUCUGGAGAGCUGGAGAGCUGCAGGCUCUGGGCCCAGGGGAUAAUGCCUUGUCCCUGUCUGACCAAGUAGAGAAGAACCGUCUUCUGCUGCAGGAGAUGCUUAAGGUCUCUGGACAGAGUUGCCCCAAGGUGGCAACCCCAGCCUGGACUCCUUCCCUGGAUGGAAGUAUAUCAGAGCGACCAGCAGGGGACAGGGACUGGGAUUCAGGACGCUCCCCACAGGACUCAGACCUGAACAGGACCUUUGGUUCCAAGCCGGAGCCCGUGCUGAGCGCCAAGCAUAAAGAAGCUAAGCAUCUGCUGCAACAUGCCCGCAUGAAGGCCAAGACCCGGCCCCUCCGUGCCAGCCAUGACCUUGUGCCCACCGUUGCUCAGGGCAUCCGGGAGGAGGGGAAGUUGAUGCCAGCUGGGUCCCAGGAGAACCCACAGACUGGAGGCAGGGAUGACCUGAGAAGCCCAGCCCAGGACCCCAGGGUGACCUGCAGCGAUGGCCUCCAGAAUGGGACUGUGAGUGACUCCUCCAGCGAGGCGUCCAGCGGUGGGCAGGGGCCCAGGCGGGGCAGCCCCGUAUCGCAUGUCCGAUUCGAGGAUGAGUCUGCCAACGAGGCCGAGGUCCGCUACCUGGAGCGGCUACAGCAGCGCCAGCGGCGGGCGCUGAGCACCGUGCUGCAGAAGGUGGGCCAGGGACCCCUGCGCUCCAAGCCUGACCUCGCCCACUAUGUUCGCCGGGACUUGGAUGUCACUCACCACCCAGGGCCACCACCUGUGUGGGACAGUGACAGGAAGUGUCCAGCCUGUGGCAGCUGUCUUCAAGAGGGUCACUCGGCUGAGGCGAAGGCAGCCUCCAACUUGAGGAGACCCCAGGGGGUCCAGGUUGCUGAGGGGGUGCAGGGAAUGCUGCCAGAGCCCCCAAAUUCCCAUGGCUUGAGCUCCCCAUUCUCAUUCAUCCCUGCCCAGCCAGGGAUCCACACAGAAUGGAUCCGGGAAACACACAUUGGGGACACUGCCACCUGCCCUGAGGAGGGAGACUGUGCCCUGGACAGCAAAGAGGUGGGGACCUCUCAGCUCAGCAGGACAGGUGGGCUGAGCCAAAGUAAUAGUCCCAGGCAGCAAAGUCACAGGUGGCCCAGGAAGGUGAAGAUGGAGCUGCCCUGGGACCUUCAGGCCCAACCUCACCUGCCUGAGAUUGAUGAUGUAGAGAAGGGAGAUGAGGUGGAAGGAGAGAGAGGUCACACUCUGAAGGGGACUGAGUUUCUGAGAGAAGAUGCUGUUUCUAAGCCCCCUGUUCUGAAACCUCAGAAGGCUUCCCUGGGGUCUGAGAGACCUAAACCACAGCUUGGAAAUCACCGAACAAACCCUGUGGACCAGACUCCAUGCAAGACAGCCUGUGCCACAAGAACACUUUCCAUGAACCUUGGGCCCUCAGGGCCGGGCAGACCAGACCAAGGUACAGAAAGUCACAAGUCUCUGGAAAUUGUCUCUGCUUCUUCCCUGUCACAGAGCCACACACAGUCCUCUGCCCCGCUGCCAGCCCAGCAGCUAACUGCUUUCCUCUCUCCUGAAGGCUGGAUGCCAACCCCUCCCCCUCCAAGGAAAACCACCUGCCCUGUGUCUCACAGGAAGUCAGCCCUGGCUGGACCCCGCAGGCCAAGGGGCCAAGCACAGCCUGUGGAUCUCACCCUGUCUCAGUCUCCUCCAGGAACUGUGGUUCUCAGUCUGACUCAGGCUCAGGCCUGCAGACCUCAGGUCAAGCACCCACGACUGGACCCAUCUACCAACAACCACCUUCCUCAGCCCCAGAAAACAGCUGUCCAUAAAAGCAGGGCAGAGAGGAGCCCCUGCAGCCAGGAUCCCCAGCUGCCCCUGGAGAGCAGUGUUAAUGGACUCCAGGGUGCUCCAGGCUCAGAUGUUGCCACCAUCAACUCCACAGGCAUCACCCUCUCCCUCUCCCUGGCCCCAGAGGAGCCUGCGUCCAGUCAGGAACUGGAAGGAGUUCUGCAGAGGUUGGAGCCUAGCUCUGGAGGACAUGUGCCACCUGGAACACCACCAGGGGCCAGAGCAGAGUCCAGACCACCCUCAGCUGUUCCUUCUGAUGGGAAAAAGAAAAGGAGCAACAGCAUUGUCUCUGCCCUGGGGCUGAAAAAACUUUUCUCAGCCUUGGGCCACACUUCCCAGCCCAAGAUUGGCAGAGCUCGGAGCCACAGUAUGGAGCAGCUGCAGCCCAUGGCGCCGGGCCCAGUGUCACAUACCAGCACCCCUAAAGUGAAGAGGGUCCCAUCAUUACAAUCCUUGCAUCUGAACUUCCAUUCUCUGCUGAGCAGCAAGGGAGACCGGUCCAGUGUCUACCUGGUAGAGGAGUCAGGGGACCCCAACACACCUGUCAGGUCAGCCAAGGGCCCUCCCCGGAGAACCCUCAGCGUGGAGGAUGUGGGCGCCCCCAGCCUGGCUCGCACAGUGGGCCGGGUGGCAGAGGUGUUCCCAGAUGGCACGAACCAGUUGCAGUUGCAGCGCCCCCGUGAGGGCACUUUUGGCUUCUGCGUGGCUUAUGGGAACGGGCAUGGAGACUCAGGGCUCUACGUGCAGGAGAUGGCUGACCUGGACACUGCCAAGCUGUACUCCGGACUGCUCGGGGUGGGGGACGAGAUCCUGGAGGUGAAUGGGGCCAAGGUGGCCGGGCUGGGUCUGGCUCACAUUAAGGAGCUCCUGGCCCACUCAGAGAGCUUGUCAAUCCGCGUCCUUAGACACAGGCCUGGCCCUCGGUGACCCAGGGGUGGCCUCCCCUCACUGUUACCCCUGCCCCUGCCCCCAGGGUGGGAGGUUGCCUGGGGAACACCCUGCGCACUGCUGCUUUGUGGGCCAGAAACGCAGAGCCUGGCAUCCAGGCUCUAAGGCUGUUGACAGCGUUGUUGAUUGAUCACCAGAGAGCAUUAAUUUAUGCAGAACAGGGGAAAGGGGAGAAAACAACUCUGCUCCUCAGAUGACCCAGGUUGUGACAUUGAGUUACCUCUUUCUCGCUGGAGGAAGGGUCCAGCAGGUCCUUUGGCUGAUCCUCACCUGUAUGUCCUCCCCCCUACUUUAAAA
Messenger RNA from Perognathus longimembris pacificus (Pacific pocket mouse), 4525 nucleotides. Its product is annotated as KIAA1614 ortholog. The coding region runs from base 428 to 4207 and encodes 1259 amino acids. The record is from RefSeq and is a predicted model, not a curated record. Gene Ontology annotation, cellular component: nucleus; apical plasma membrane; cell cortex. NCBI's taxonomy places the organism in Eukaryota, Metazoa, Chordata, Mammalia, Rodentia, Heteromyidae. Gene Ontology annotation, molecular function: protein kinase C binding. The transcript is spliced from 11 exons. Gene Ontology annotation, biological process: centrosome cycle; establishment or maintenance of cell polarity; regulation of cellular localization.